CAACCAUCGGGGCUUUGCUUUCCUUAGAUCUCCGUUGAACCCGAUCUUUCGCUCCUCCCUCUUUGUAUGGACAACUAGAUCGUCCCAGACACUCUUCUGUCCUUCCUGCCUCACUUGCGACUGUUGCCGAUCACACGUCGCAGAGAAACCGGACACCAGUGACAGUCGAUUCGAUCCUCAUUAUCCCGCGACAAUGCCCAAGGUGAUCAGUUACACCCCUCCUUGGCUGUCGCGCCCUUCCCCCGGCGCUUCUCUCUUCGCCGACACGGCAUCGAAAACGACCUCGCAGAAGCCUCCCAAGGAGCUUAAUUACACCGGCCCCUUGCGCACCUUAGCUCAGAGAGACAAUGAGGUGUUUACGGUGGUCGAAAAUCAGAUCCGUUGGUCAAAUCUCACGCGAGUGAAAGACGAAUGGCAACAGAAAUCAAGGUCUGAGGAAAAGACAGAUUCAAGUCGCAAUGUCCAGUACAGGGUACUGUCAGUACCUAUCUACGAGAAAAUUCGCCAACUCAUUCCCUCCCCAGACGGCGUCUUUCUAGCGGUUGUAGCGGACCACACUGUUUACAUCGUCGUGCUGCCGGAUCCGUCGCAUCUCUCCGGGACUGACAGCAGCCCUAUCCGCGUGAAAUCCUACCAGCUUGGCCCGACGACGCAUGUGAUCCCCGAAUCGCCUGUCGUAUCCGCGCUCUGGCAUCCGCUCGGCGCAAACAGUACCUCGACUGGCUGCAUUGUGACUGUCACUGUAGAUGCAGCGGUGCGGGUCUGGGAGCUGGAUCGAAAUGACCAUUGGUCUUUCGACCGUCCGUCUCUGGCAAUCGACUUGAGAAAGCUGGUGGACGGAACUUCGUCAGACCAGGAUUUCUCACCCUCGGGGUUUGGGAAGAACAAGGGGUUUUCCGCCGACUACGUUGAUAUGGAAGUGGCAUCUGCCUGCUUUGGUGGUAGCGGCAGCGAGAAGGAAGAUGCUUGGGCGCCGAUGACUUUGUGGGUUGCAAUGAAACCUGGGGACCUUUACGCCCUAUGCCCUUUGCUUCCGGCUAAGUGGAGAGCGCCUGCCACCACUGUUCCUUCUCUGUCCGCAGCUAUCAUCCCGAAACUGGCAUCAUCGCAAGAGGAUCCGUCUGAGGCCGAGGACGACCUUGUCGCAUGUCAGCAACAGUACGACUGGCUGGCGGAAAUCGAUAACCAGGACCCGCUGUACGUGCUGGCCGAUCCCGAGACUGGGUCCUCGUCAGAAAUCCUCACUCGCCCCGCCAGUCCCAGCGCGAUUCCCAGGUUGCAAGGACCGUUCCGUAUAGACACCGGCGAUGAGGUUGAAGACCUGGACCUCUGCGAUAUCCUUGUCACUGCGUCGAAAAUCGACACUGAUGCCCUGAUGCUGGGUGAAGACAUUGACCUUGCGACGGAUGACAAUGGAGAUGACCAGCUGUCUGCCACCAUCAUCUGUCUAUCUACUGGAAGUGGGCGAAUCCAUAUUUGUCUUGAACUCGACGGUGUGGAAGGACAGUGGCUCCCAAGAGCCAAGAAAAACGCUUUCAGCACCCCAACCUCCGAACCAUCCGAUUUGCUCCUGGUGGAAUCAUUGGACACCGUCAAGGGAGAACAGCAAUCGUUGAAUAACUGGACCACGUUCACGAGGGACGUCCAUUCGCGGUACAACUUCUUUGUCACCAACGAAAAGAAUGUUGUUUUCCUUUCCCUCUCUUCCUGGGUGCAGAGGUUGGAAGCAGAGCUCGCAUCCGAGGACACGUCGGGCUCAGCAUUCCGCCUCGAGGUUCUCUGUGAAGGCACGGUAUCAUUACGGGAGCAGAUCCUCGAACUCGACGAGGUCGACGGCAGCGCCAAAGACCAAGCAAACCACUUCCCGUCUUCGCUCGUAUAUUAUGAUUACGAUCUUGGAUACUUGCUGCUUACAUACCACACAUCCCAUCCGUAUGCUGCUGUCAUGGAUGCUCCAGCGGUUUCCUUCCCGUCAGUGGAGGAUCGACGACAGUUCGAUCUGAAAGACCAGGCCCCUUGGUCUCCAGUUUUGCCGCCUCGACGACCUCCUUACCAGGUGCCCGCUGUUUUCUACUCGGAGCCUCCGUUGGAGUUCUUCGUCGAUAAGCAUGUUCCUCACCGCGAGCGAGCUCAUCUAAAAGAACAGGUUCGCUUAUCUCCAGCGACCCUGGACAUCGUGGCUGCUGCCCAUCGAAUUCUCUCCGCCCAUACGAAUGCCCUCGAGAGAGCGGCAUCAGAUCUGUUCCGCCGCUGCGAACGACUGCAGGAAGAGAUGCAAGACCAGCUGAAGCAAUUUUCCGACGUUGCAGAGCGGAUCAAGAGCGUCUCAAGUGACGGCGCUGAUGAACGUAACGGAGAGUCUCGUAAUGAAGCCCUCGAUAAGCGAAUGCAGGCCGCGAAAGACCGCCAGACACAGCUUGUUAAGCGAUACGAAGAUCUACGCACCCGAGUUCUCCGGUCAGGCGGUCGCCCGCUCAGCGAGAAGGAGAAAUCGUGGGUCUCCGAAGUCAAGACGCUUUCCGAAUCCUUUGAGAAGACUCAGCCCGAGAGCCAGGAAACUGGCCAGCAACUAUCCCAACGAAUCGAUGCUGUUAAGGAUCUUGCAGGCGAUCUACUGGCUGAUGCCAAGUCCAUUGCAGCCAAGGCUCCGGUGCCUGCGGACCCUGGAAGCCCAGCAUCUCCGGGUGGCUCGCAGCCGAGAGUUCCGCAGAGGCUUCAGCGCGCCAAGGUGGCCGAUGCCAUGCAGAUGGUGGAACGAGAAUCUGCUGUGAUUGACGCAAUCACAUCGCGAUUGGAACGAUUGAACGCCAGUGUCUAGUGCUACUUAAAUUAGAAUUGGAUGUACUUAUAAGCUUUAUGAGAAUUCAAGGGCCUCGAAAGAGAUCUUGAGUUUAUGAUUUAC
Molecule: messenger RNA, 2902 nt
Organism: Aspergillus steynii IBT 23096
Lineage: Eukaryota; Fungi; Ascomycota; Eurotiomycetes; Eurotiales; Aspergillaceae
Exons: 5
Coding region: 194-2818 (874 amino acids)
Biological process (GO): mRNA export from nucleus; protein import into nucleus; ribosomal small subunit export from nucleus
Cellular component (GO): nuclear pore
Molecular function (GO): structural constituent of nuclear pore
Source: RefSeq, a predicted model, not a curated record